Molecule: messenger RNA, 2634 nt
Organism: Suricata suricatta (meerkat)
Lineage: Eukaryota; Metazoa; Chordata; Mammalia; Carnivora; Herpestidae
Gene: KCNE4
Product: potassium voltage-gated channel subfamily E regulatory subunit 4
Biological process (GO): ventricular cardiac muscle cell action potential; regulation of heart rate by cardiac conduction; negative regulation of delayed rectifier potassium channel activity
Cellular component (GO): membrane
Molecular function (GO): potassium channel regulator activity; voltage-gated potassium channel activity involved in ventricular cardiac muscle cell action potential repolarization; delayed rectifier potassium channel activity
Source: RefSeq, a predicted model, not a curated record
AUGCAUUUCUUGACUAUAUAUCCCAGCAGCAGUGUCAGAACCCUGAGCCCCGCGCAGAGGAAGGACGCUCUUGCACUUGGCCUUUUAGCAACUCAGGACUUUGGAAGAGAUUUGCCAGCCCUCGAUCCCGGCCGAGAGAGCUGUGCUUCGAUGCUGAGGAUGGAGCCCCUCAACAGCACGCACCCCAGCACCGCAGCCCCCCGCGGCCUCCCGGUGUCCCACGUGCCGGGUGGCGGAGGCAGCAACGGCAACGAGUACUUCUACAUUCUGGUCGUCAUGUCCUUCUACGGCAUCUUCUUGAUCGGGAUCACGCUGGGCUACAUGAAGUCGAAGAGGCGGGAGAAGAAGUCCAGCCUCCUGCUGCUCUACAAAGAUGAGGAGGGGUUCUGGGGGGAGGCCAUGAAGCCGCUGCCCCUGGUGUCGGGCCUGAGGUCGGUGCAGGUGCCCAUGAUGCUGAACAUGCUGCAGGAGAGCGUGGCGCCGGCCCUGUCCUGCACCCUCUGCUCCAUGGAAGGGGACAGUGUGAGCUCCGAGUCCUCCACCCCCGACGUGCACCUCACCAUCCAGGAGGAGGGGGUGGACGAUGAGCUGGGGGAGACUUCCGAGGCGCUCCUCAACGAAAGCAGCGAAGGGUCCUCGGAGAACCUCCAUCAGAAUUCCUAGCACCCCCGGGGCCCCCCAUCAGCCAGCACUCUCGGAGAGAGGAAGGACACUUUCCGUGUCUGGUUUCACUUUUGCAGUGCGUGCCGCUGCCGCUUCAAAGAGACUGUGGGCGAGCCCCUGAAUGGGGGCGGCGGGGGGACGAGGCUGGGCCGGAGGCAGUGGCCAGGAGUCCACACCGCCCGCAGGGCCUGUGGUGUAGACCUGCCACUGAAAAGCCCCCGAAGACCUGCGGUGUGUACGCUGACUUUGGGGCCUGGGGGUUGGGGUUCCGGUUCAGAAAUCAGCAGGUCGCUGGGCUUGCUGCUGUUUUGGCGCUUGAUGUCCUGGGUAACUCCGGUGGCAUCUGCCCAACGCCCAGGACAGCCGGAGGACUAGUUGUGAUUUGCUAAUUUGCCUAGAGCUUUGUUCUGGGUCUGAUUGGCUGUAAGUACCUCUACCGUGUCCCUGUAGUGGGCUAGGGAACUUCUCUUGGAGGUUAAUUUAGGUUAGAGGGGGUGUCUGAUGCAAGACUUCUGAUAGCAGAAAGCCGGAGAUCCAAACCUGGUUCAUUUGCACGCUGUAAGAAAAAAAAAGAAAGAAAAGCAACUUUUAAACCUGAUAAUAUUGGCUAGGACUAUAAAAUGUCAUCUGCUAUUUUGACCCUUUGUCUAACCUAUGACCUUGAGCUCUGACCUCAGACCAUCCAGCAUCGCCUGCUGGUGGGGACGUUUUCUUGGUUGCAAGGGCUUCCCCAGAAUCUAAGCUGCACCCUGAAGAGCCAUGCAGGGGACUCUUCUGAAUCUUUCCAGAAGGGGAGAUGGGUGGGGUUGAACGAGGCCAAGCCGUUAGCUCUGCUGCUGCUUUUUUCCCAGCCUCGUUUUCAAAGCUGGGAGCUGAUGUAACGUGGGCCUCCACAGUGUGGCAUUUCAUCACGUAGCCAAGACCUAAAGGGCAUACUCAGGUGGAGGUCACACAAAGCAGGGGUCCAGGUUCUGUCUUCUGAUCCUGAGCCCUGACGCUGAUUUGCUGUGUGGUCCUGGGCAUGUCAUCAGUAGGCUUACUGCCUUCAUGAGGCUCCCGAAUUGAGAUCCCCAGGGGGCCGGGAGGAUGUCUUUGGAUUUCAAGACUGUGAUAAAUCCUGUAUGGCCUGGUGUGAGGAAGCUUGGACUCAAUAUUUCCCACUUGGCCGGUCAGUCUGAGAAUGGAUCUGCUUAUUUAAAGGAGCAGAUGGGGACUCAGCACACGUAACUGGGAAAUCGAGGGCGAAUCACACCACUUCACGCGGUCAUUUUCCCAGUCGUGAACCAAGGGAGGCAAAUACCACAUUUGACUCUGCAAAGUUCCCUGGGUAGUCAAAUGUUAGUACUUGAGCUGAGAGACGAGAGAUCUAAAAGCAAAUGUUCAGGAAUGCUUGCUAAUGUCUCCACGUAUUCCUGCGGUCAGUAAUUUGUAGCAGAUCCUUUAGGCCCUUGAAGGCAAGCAGGAAGAGAAACACACCAAAAGGUCAAAUGUAAUUCUAGUAAAAACAAAAACAAAGAUUUUUUUUUUAAACUCUCCCUUGAUUGGAGAUGGUAAUAACCACCGUUCCCAUGGAAGGGUUAACAGUGAGGAGCUAGUUUGUCAGUUUGCCUUAACACAGUGCUGGAGGAAAUUUAUGUUUGGGGGCGGGGAGGGCCCUCCGUUCACUUUAAAAUUUAGAGUGUGGAUUUACUCCAAAGGGGGCUGUUUAAGGUGAAAGAAGCCAAGUUAAGUUUGGCCCCUUGCCUGGAAUCACUUGAAUUCUGAAACUUUACUGCGACGGACUUGUGCGUUGUCACAUUUUCCAUUGCUUAAUCCCGAAGUUUGGUGCAAGUCUAUCUGCGCCUAUUAAAAAAGUGAUGUAUAUACUUCCUUCUUAUUCUAUUAAGUUGUAUAAAAUUGUCUUCUGUAUUUAACAGUUUGUAAUUUUCACACUAUUUUUUAAUUUAAAUAAAACACAUUUUCCCUAAGAAA